AUGCGCCAUGCAGGUGUAAAGGUCGCACUGAUCUACAGGUAGAGCCACUGUGGCCCCGCCCCUCCUGAGAGCAGCCGCACCUUCCCGCCGCGUGGUUCCUCCAUCUGCGCAGAUCACCCGCUGUCAUUUUCCAUGAUCUCAUCUGGACUCAAACCCUCGGCUCCUCCAGCUCUUCCAGCUCCUUCGCCCAUCCUCAGGACCACCUGACAUGCUGCAGCUCUUGGAGUAUCUGCAUGACCCGGAGCUCGUGGCCCGGUUCCAGAGGCGAUGCGGACUCUUCCUCGUUGAGUCUGUGAAUGGAGCCCCGGUUAACGGCGAGAAACCACGCGGAGCCCCGGGAGGAAGAUGGGAGCACCAGGACAGCAACUCCAACUAUCAAUACAAGCAGAGUGUAUGCGCUGAUAAGAUCAGCAGACCUCAGUACGAGGUGAGAAACUGGCCCCUGCACUUCCUCUUCCUGCUCUCAGCCAGCCUGGGUAACGAGGUGUUUUACAUCACCUGUCUUCCCUGCAUCCACUGGAAUCUGGAUCCCUUCCUCUGCCGCCGCCUCAUCAACAUGUGGACUUUGGUGAUGUACAUCGGCCAGGUAAUGAAGGACGUGCUGAAGCUUCCUCGGCCCACUUCACCACCCGUGAUCAAGCUGGAGACACGCGUAGAUGCGGAGUACGGACUACCCUCCACUCACGCCAUGGCAGCCACUUCCAUCUCCUUCACACUUUUACUCAGCGCCUGCUCCAGAGUACAGUUCCAGUUUGAGAUCGGCCUGCUGAUGGCUGUGACUCUGUCGUCCUUGGUGUGCCUGAGUCGUCUCUACACUGGCAUGCACUCUGUUCUGGAUGUGCUCUGUGGCGUUUUGAUCUCUGCUGUCCUCCUCUUGUUCACCUAUCCUUUCUGGAUAUCCUUCGACAGCUUCCAGCUGACCAGCCCCUUCUCCCCUGUUGUGGCCCUGACCCUGCUCCUCUUCCUCAGCUACACGUACCCUGAGCUGGACCAUUACAGCACCACACGAGGGGACACCGUCACCAUUCUUGGAGUGUGCGCUGGCUGCUCAGUGGGAUACUGGGCGAACGAGCAGCUGCGUCAGGCUUCUGAGCCCCAGCAGACGUUACCUGUACCCCUGCCUACUUUAACAGCACUGACAGUGGCUCUGGGUAUUUGUCGUGCCCUCAUUGGGAUUGUAGCCCUUGUGGGAAUUCGACAGAUAGUGAAAAAACUGAGUCUGCAAAUGCUAUAUUUCUGGUACAUGGUGCCAGAAAACGAUGAGAAUGCCAGGAUGAGGAAAGAGAUCGAAGUACCGUCCAAGUUUGUCACGUAUACAGCUGUUGGACUCGUCAACUCUUUACUAGUCAACAGGGUGUUUGUUCUACUGGGGCUGCUAUGACUCAACAACACCCGAGCUAUUACGGACCCAUUAUUUAUUCCAUAGUUUCUCAAAAGAUGUUUUAAAAUAAUUAAAACUCUAAAUAAACCCGUAGGAAUGAGUCACUACAUUGUGGCUGAACCAUUUUCUGGCUGAAUAAAGCUUUUAUGCUCUUGCUG
This is a messenger RNA of Nothobranchius furzeri (turquoise killifish), 1539 nucleotides long. It is a transcript of the gene sgpp2, whose product is annotated as sphingosine-1-phosphate phosphatase 2. Gene Ontology annotation, biological process: sphingosine metabolic process. The record is from RefSeq and is a predicted model, not a curated record. Gene Ontology annotation, molecular function: sphingosine-1-phosphate phosphatase activity. Lineage: Eukaryota; Metazoa; Chordata; Actinopteri; Cyprinodontiformes; Nothobranchiidae. Gene Ontology annotation, cellular component: endoplasmic reticulum membrane.